CUGGCCUGGCCCGGCCCGGCCUCGGAGGGUUUCCGUCCGGCGCGGGCUCUGUCCCCGGGUUCCUCCCGAGCCCGGCGCUGCAGAGGCAGAGCGAGGAGGGGGGUCGGGCCCGGGGCCCUGCUGUGCGCUGGGCAGAGCUGUCAGUUCCGCCCCAGCGCUGCGGGGCCUCAGCGGGGGCGCGGGAAGGGGCGGUGUGUUGGCGGAGGUACUGUAGUCGCUUUAUAUUAAGGACAUGUUGACCAACUUUGAUGAAAAACAUGAUGAAUACUUAAUAUCCCUUCAGCAGAGAAACCGGCUACUGGGACGUCUAAAAAGAAAGGAUCCUGUACAGAUCAAACUGGAGCAGUUAGAACAAGGAUUUUCUCUGUAUCUGAAUGGAGCUAAUUCAGAGCUGAGAAAUUACCGCAAAAAAAUCAACUCAUGUGGCUACCUUAAAAACAAGACAAAGACCACCAGGACGAAUGCAGCCCAGCUAGAAGAGAGUGAGUUGCAAGAACGCAGCACACAGACUGCACCAAGCAAAAUACAACGCAGAGGUUGGCUUCAGAAAACUGUGGAGAUUAAAACAGAAAGCGGAGCUAAACUCUGCAUUAAACCUCCUCUUGAGUACUCGGAGGAUUUUGAACCUUACGAAAGCUUGAGCGUGGAAACAGGUGGUGAUGAUCCUCUCUGUUGCUCCCAGAAGUUGAGAAGCUUGCAACUCGAUAUAGAAGAGAAAAGGAUGGAAGAAGACUCUCUUAGUGAUGAUUAUGACUCUGUUGAGGAGGAUGUGUUUUCAGAACCAUCUCCCACUGAGGAAACAAUUACAAGCUUUGAAGGCCUUCAGUUGCAUAGCAGUAGGUCACUGCAGAAAGAAGCUUCUGAACAUCAGGAUGCUGGGAGAUGCUCUGGCCUUGAUUCUGGUGGCCUUACUGUGUUGGAGUUCAACCAGGACCAAAGUAAAGUGAAGCCACUGCGAGUUCUCUCGGCAAAAAGAAAAGAUAAUGCUGAAAUGUACAUUCCUGUCAGACCGAUAUUGGUAAAAAAUAAAAUCACUCGCCCACUAUCUGCUGAGUUCUUGCACCAGGAAAGACAUGAAAGAAUUUGUUCUAGACCAUUAAGUCGGCCAGAAAGACCACUUUCAGCAACUCGAAAGAAUGUGUGCGAGAAGGAUCCUGAUCUCUCAGUUUCAGCUGUGGUUAAAGCAGUGCAGAUUGAAAAUGAAGUCUUGCAGAGAGAUCUGCAAAGGCAGACAGUUUCCACAAGCCCUCAAAAGAAGAAAUUUUCUGUUUCGUCUGUUCUUUCUGCAAUGGCUGAACCUCCAGAAAAAAGGAAGACAAGGACUGCAGUGACAAAAGAUGUUGAGAGAAUUUGUCCUUUUGGAAGCAGACAAGAGAAGAAACUUCUGAAAGUCCUUCCCGAGCCUGAGAGCCAUUCUGCCUGUGAUAAUGACAUAUUCCUGCCUGACGACAAAUGGGAAGUAGAUUCCAUGUUGAGAGAGAAGAUGACAACCAGUACGGAAGUACGUGAUGCCAUUUAUGUAACUAUGGAACUUCUUUCUAACUGGGGAAAUCCAGUAAACGUGGGCCUGAGCGAGGUGGAGUUCUUUGAUUUAUACAACGAAAAGAUAUUUGUGUCUCCUCAUGAUGUGGACAUUCGAAAUGCUGACAACCCAGGGGAUUUGUGCUGCUUGGUCAAUAAGAAUUUAAAUAUCACGAAGGAAAGCUUCCUUUGGACGUGCCCUUUCCAUCCGCCCGUCCAACUUUACUUCGUUAUCCGCAAUCCCACCCGGGCACGUGACUUUGGUCUAUCCAAGAUCAAGAUUUGGAAUUACAACACAACAAUUCCCAGUGACCUUGAUGUUGGAGCAAAGAACGUGAAGUUAUAUGUUGAUGAGAACCUUGUAUUUGAUGGUGAACUAGAGAGAGCCUCUGGAGAUCUCACUGACCAGAGCACUACAAUUGACCUUACAGAUCACAAGCAAGAUACCGCUACACGUUCUUCAAAUGAAAGUAAAGAAGUAAAUGCCCCUGCAGUCACGGAAAAGAAAGCAGACCAACAUUUUAAGUGCUUGCAGUCAAACAGUACUUCACUAAACUGGAGAUCUCUGCCGGAAGAAAAUCUUCUUGAACACAAGAUGAACUCAGUCAGCUUUACAAAGAAAAAACUGUCAGAGUUGGAGGAUGAUCUAAAAGUGUUGCCGUCUCAAGUUUGUAUAAAAGAUGCCAAAGAGAAUGCAACAGUACCAGCAGCUACAGAGCAUGUUCAAUCUGGUGGUGAACUCACGUUGAGCGAGCAAAUGGAAAAACUAACAGGAAGAAAGUUGUCUAAUUCUACAGGUGCAAUUCCUUCUUGGUUACAGUCAUCUUCCCAAAUAACAGAGAAUAAUCAAAAUACUUCCAGUAAGCAGAAGCCUCCCUGGCUUGCUACAGAACAUUGUUCAGACUUGAGAUUUCAAACGCAGUCAGAUGGCAUCAUGAAAAACUUUUCAGAUGUGACUAAUGAGGAUGUCAAAUGUCGAAGAAAUGAGCAGGGAAGAUCGAGUAGUAGAAAUGCAAAUGGAGAUGAGAGAUCACAGCUGCUAACCACAAAGGAUGGUGAUGCGGGCUUGGACAUUUGGGAACAAUUUUCUAACAAAAUUUGCUGCAGCUUACAGCACCCUGCAAAUGGAAGGAGAAGUGUCAGAUGUGUAAAAAAGGCAGGAUUAAACACUAUAAAUCUUGGGGGUGAUGAUUCUGCUCUCAAAGAUGAAGACUUUUCUAUCAAGGACGUAGCAGCCUCUAGAGCAAAGUGGCACAAUGAACAAGAACACACUCUGCAGGAGUCCUGGAAUUCCCUGGUAAAGUUUAAUUAUUCCCAUCGUGGCCGAAUCUCUAACAUGGAUUUUCAAGGGGAUAUCUUUGAUGAGUUUCUCCAUCAACAGAAAAUCAACCGGCCUGGAGAAUAUCAGCAAAUGAGAAAAGAGGGACUACAAACACUGCCAAAAAGGCCAGAAGAAGAAAUCUCUGUGGAGGCACAUGACGGAAAUGAUUUUAAAAUUCCUGUUUUACCUUAUGGACAGCACUUGGUGAUAAACAUUCAAACAACAUGGGGAGACAGACAUUAUGUUGGUCUUAACGGAAUUGAAGUUUUCAGUUCUAAAGGAGAGCCUGUUCAGAUUUCAAAAAUAACAGCUGAACCACCUGAUAUAAAUAUUUUACCAGCUUAUGGCAACGAUCCCAGAAUAAUAACCAACCUAAUUGAUGGGGUAAAUCGGACACAGGAUGAUAUGCAUCUCUGGCUAGCACCAUUUACCCCCGGAAAACCUCACUUUAUCUUUAUUGACUUUGCAAAUUCCUGUCAGGUAGCAAUGAUUAGGAUUUGGAAUUAUAAUAAAUCUCGCAUACACUCUUUCAGAGGUGUGAAAGACAUUAUAAUGGUGUUAGAUGAACAGUGCAUCUUUAAGGGAGAAAUUGCGAAAGCUUCGGGAACGUUGUCUGGAGCUCCAGAGCACUUUGGGGAUACUAUAUUGUUCACUACCGAUGAUGAUAUUCUUGAAGCUAUAUACUGCUAUGAUGAGACAUAUGAUGGAGAAAUGGAAAAUGCCAGCUCCUUGAGAUACGAGGAAGAGCUAAAGAGGCCAACAACUGCUGAUCGGGAGGGAGAUGAAAGACCUUUUACACAAGCGGGGUUAAGAACAGAGGAUCAACAGGUUCAAGGGGCAGACCCUGUCUCUGAAUGUAUACCCAAGGAAUCAGGAAUAUUUACUGGAAAAUGCCUGCAACUGAAUUUUACCAUGACCUGGGGAGACUCUCAUUACCUUGGACUGACGGGACUUGAAGUGAUAGGAAAGGACGGUCACGCAUUAAAAAUAAGUACAGAACAAAUUUCUGCUUCACCUCAAGACCUAAAUGAUCUUCCAGAGUGUACUGGAGAUUCCAGAACAUUAGAAAAGUUAAUAGAUGGAACUAAUAUCACAGUAGAGGACGAACAUAUGUGGCUCAUUCCCUUCUCUUUUGGAGAAGAUCAUCUGCUCACAAUCCAUUUUGAUAAAAUUGAAAGUAUUGCAGGGCUUCGCUUUUGGAACUAUAAUAAAUCUCCGGAGGAUACCUAUAGAGGGGCUAAGGUAGUCCAUGUGUUGCUGGAUGGUCACAGCAUCUCCCCACCAGAAGGCUUCCUAAUCCGCAAGGGACCAGGCAACUGUCAUUUUGAUUUUGCCCAAGAAAUUCUCUUUCCUGACUAUCUGCAGCCUCAGCUGAUUAAUAAAGUACAAAGGAGGGCUGGUUCAAAGAGAAUGGAGCAAGCUAGUAUGGACUAUGAAGCACCGUUAAUGCCACGUGGUUUUGUUUUCCAGUUUCAGCUUCUGACGAGUUGGGGUGAUCCGUACUAUAUCGGUUUGAACGGACUCGAGUUGUUCAAUGAACAUGGAGACCAAAUCUUCCUAACUGAAAACAAUAUUGCUGCUUUUCCAGAUAGUGUCAACGUUUUAGAAGACGUAUCUGGAGACAUCCGAACUCCAGACAAACUAAUUGACAGAGUAAAUGACACAACUGAUGGCAGACAUAUGUGGCUUGCACCAGUUCUUCCUGGUUUGGUGAAUAGGGUGUAUGUCAUUUUUGAUGUACCUACUACAGUGUCAAUGAUCAAGUUAUGGAAUUAUGCCAAAACACCUCAGAGAGGUGUGAAAGAAUUCGGUCUGCUAGUGGAUGACUUGCUGGUCUACAAUGGGAUUCUGGAUAUGGUGAACCACGUAGUAUCAGGCAUCCUACCAACCUGUGAUCCAGUGGUCCCCUAUCAUACCAUUCUCUUUACAGACGAUGAGAAGAUUUGCCAUCAGGAGAAGAGAACUGUUAUUAGCAAUCAUGUGGGAGAUCAGGAUGUACGAAUGAUGAAUGAAAAUGAGAUUGUCACAAACAGCAAAAAGAACCAGGCUGCGGCUGAUCCAGCUUUGCGUCCAAAAACCUGCAUGUGUGAGAAAGGACUGCAGAGGAGGAAAAGGUAACGAGGACGGUGACUGGAGAGUCCUGAAUGCAGUCUAGAUCUCCAAGAUACCUAUCAUCACAGUGACGAUUCUCCGUGGCUGCUGCUGCCGAACCACCUCCUGUCUUAUGAGAGGAAGUUUUAUUCCCUACAGGAAAUUAUCUCUUUUUUUUUUUCCAUUUUUCUUUGUUCUUUUUUUUUUUUUUUUCCUCUCCCUUGCUUAAUUAAAAAUCCAGGGAGGAAGGAACAUAAAGGAGUGAGAGAGAACCUUUUUGCUAACUGACAACUGUUCUUGCCAAGCACCAAGAACUCGGGUGAAGCAGGAUGGUUGGAACGAGAGGUCUUUUGGAGUAUUUCUCAAGCUUUAGUUCCUAAAUCCUAGCUGGAUGAUCACAAAGCUCCUCACCACAAGGAAUUGUUUGCUUUGUUUCUGAUGCCUGUAAAUAGUUGGUUGGGAAAUGCACUUAGAGGAAAUAUUCUGUACCUGUUUCUGGGCUGCCACGGUAUGUUUCGAUGCCAUGUCUGUCCCUGGGGGCUGACAUUUCUGACAUCUGUAGCGGUUCCUCUGGCCAUGCAGAAGUGUGAUGAGUGCUUUUAGAAAAGGGACACCAGGAAAUGAGUUUAUCAAAGUUUAAUAAGGAGGUUUCGGCUGUCACUUCUUUCAUCUUUUGCAGUGAAAUAAUGAUUUCUUUCAUUAUUUCACUGCCACAAAAAAGAUAAAAUGGGUUUUUUUCCUGAAGUGCCACUGACAGGCGCUCUACACGUUCUUUGGAGUCCUUCUGCUACAGAGCAAUCCUCUUUUCUCCUAUUUUCCCUGAAUUUGGUUAUAUGAACAAGGAGGCCAUACCUCUGUGCCGCACCAGCCUGAUCUGUUGCCAGCAACAAAUCAUCAUCAUCACUUUUGAGAAAUGGUAAAUGCAUUUUAACUAGCAGAAGGCAAGGACUGAACUGCAUUUUUAAACACAAAAUACCCUGCAUACGAGUCCUUUAAACAAGAACUAAUCAAAUAAUUUUGCUGCGGGAUUCAUAGCUAUGCAAAUGUACUUUUCACUGAAAAUCUGUCAGUUGUGACAACCUGUAAAUCUCUUCCGUAGAAGAUUCUUCCUUUCUCGUUUAGACCUUGCUCAUUGUUUCCAGAGAGAACUGAACACUCAGUUUAUGCUUUUAGACAUGAAACAGAGGUACAGUAUUGCAGGUCCUGAUACAGAAUCAAAAUGUGCUGUUUCCUUUUCGGCACCAAGUCAGGAGUGCAAUAGCUUGUAUUUUGCUUAUAAAAAGCAUACUGCUUAACUGUUGUUGGCUAGGCUGAAAAGGCACAAGAUAACGAUGCAUUUCCCAGAUUUCUGUGCGUUAACAGAGCAACAAAAUGCAUUUUCUACUAAAUACAAACCACUUUUAAAUGUAAAA
This is a messenger RNA of Athene cunicularia (burrowing owl), 6345 nucleotides long. It is a transcript of the gene KATNIP, whose product is annotated as KIAA0556 ortholog. Lineage: Eukaryota; Metazoa; Chordata; Aves; Strigiformes; Strigidae. The transcript has 26 exons. Bases 233 to 4960 code for a protein of 1575 amino acids. The record is from RefSeq and is a predicted model, not a curated record.